Molecule: messenger RNA, 566 nt
Organism: Spizellomyces punctatus DAOM BR117
Lineage: Eukaryota; Fungi; Chytridiomycota; Chytridiomycetes; Spizellomycetales; Spizellomycetaceae
Exons: 3
Coding region: 151-456 (101 amino acids)
Source: RefSeq, a predicted model, not a curated record
CGGAAAGACUCCCUUUUGCAGCGCUUUCUCAAGAAGCACGUCCACAUCUCGACGACAUCACAUUUCCUUUCCGCACCAGAAGCCCAAGCCGGAGACCACUACCAAUAUAGAACGUCUAUAAUUUUCUCUGUCACUUUACAUCAACCCAUAAUGCUCUCCGCGCAACCCGACCCCACCGUUAAAGCCCAACAGCAGGAUACGCAGCCUGACCAGUCGCAGCAGAAGGAUGCCACGGAGCCAACGAGUUCACAGCCUAAACCCACGUUUCCUAGCAAACACCCUCUAGGAAAGUUCCAGAAGGCGGGUCAGUUUAGAAGUCCGACUGAUAACCUCAUGUCUCCGGCAACUCAGAAGGUCGAAGCUAAGCGCAAUCAUCUCCUCAACAAAAUCAAGCCGAAAUCCCUCGCUGGGCGGCUGUCAGAUGCGGCGGCUCAAGAGCAGCAAAAGCAGUCUUAGGAGACUAGUAUUACAUUUGCUGCAGCAUUCAUUACAUUGCUCAUGUUUGUCUAUAAAAUGUUUUGUCUAAACAAAGCAACGAAAUAAGGACACCAGUUGUUACAAAUCGA